Acanthaster planci (crown-of-thorns starfish) is the source of this 4526-nucleotide messenger RNA. Its product is annotated as bone morphogenetic protein 2-like. Lineage: Eukaryota; Metazoa; Echinodermata; Asteroidea; Valvatida; Acanthasteridae. Gene Ontology annotation, molecular function: growth factor activity; cytokine activity. Gene Ontology annotation, cellular component: extracellular region. The record is from RefSeq and is a predicted model, not a curated record.
GGGGCUGCAAGUCCCGCUGUUGAUUUUUUCCUCUACCUUUCAUGGCGCACCAGGUAAGGCAGUACAGGUGAAGUUGCGUGAGGGUGACAUAUCGUCGCCAGUGACUUUCACUGAAGUGUCCGCCUGCUAGAUCUGCAUCUGUAUGUCCUCGGUGAGGCACCUGCGGGGCGGAGAAGUCUCGGGUCUAAAACAGUCGGAAAAUCGCUUCCGUGGUGCUCAGUGGGUGCAAACCAACAUGCUACCAGGCUUCCAAAUCGGGCGGACUUGCGCGGCAGGUUUCGGUAUAAAGCAAACCGCGACGUGAUCCUGAAGGAAGUCAACUUACCGAUGAUCCCGACUGCCACCAACGCCACACUACGGGUCGGAAUUACUGGACAAGAUCAAUCAAAUCAAAGUUACUCUGUCUUUUCCUGGCCAUGCUCCCGCUGGAUCAGAGCUGACACGACAGCCAUGUGUUGUACAGUCGAGCGCGGAUGUUCGUGCCGUUUGAUCGAGCACUCACACUCCGGCUAGUACAAGCCCCAACGCGGUGUAACUUGUACCUACACCUUGCACACACAUGGAGAUUGCAAGCUGGCUAAUAGGUGAUAGCAGUAAUAAGUGGACUUCCAAGCGAGCAAGCCUGCUGGGCCGAAGCUGAUUGGCAUCGGGGAAGCCGAAACACGGGAUCGGCCGGACAUCCUCGGUACACAACACUCGCACUGCGGCCUGCCUAUAUAAGAUGUCUUUGCCACAUGUCUAGCCCCACACCUGCACCGCUCUUUCUAACGACUUUGCCGCAAGUGUUGUGAUGUUGAAACAUUAAAUGGAAAUAUCUCACACGUAUCAGGUAGUGGUUGCACCUGUCUUCUUCUGGCAGGAGUUAACUUGGGAGAUUACCGCGAUAGCCUCACUGAUUGCAUAGCCAAGCAACUGAACGUCUUCCAGGCCGGCUCUGAGUCAGUGCCCUCAUCAGCUAGCGAGAACUGUCUGGCCCGCUCCAUCGGGCGGGCCUCUUGGAACAUAACUGUGUUACCCUGGACUUGGUUGGGCACAACCGUGCCUUCAAAAUCCAUUAUGGUGGGUGUCCCCGUGAUGAACAGACUGCUGAUGCUGGUUGUGUGUUACCUGCUUCUGCUGAGUUGUACACAUGGAGCGCAAGCUGCAGGAGGCAAAGACGAGGACUCCUCCCCGGACGCACCGGAGUGGGAUACAAAACUCAGGAGCCGCGAGCAAGUCAUCCGGGCCUUUGAGAAAAACCUACUAAACAUGUUUGGAUUGAAAGCGAAACCCAAUCCCAGCAGGAAAAUACACGUGCCGCAAUACAUGUUGGAUCUUUACAAUGCGCAGACCGACUCGCCCAUCUCUAAUCUGGACAUAAAUGUCCGGGGAAAAACAAACAGAUACACCAAUGUAGUGCGGAGUUUUCACCAUCAAGAACAGGGAGGCGAUUACACUAGUUUGCUGGAUGAAUCUAGUCCAAAUGGACACGGACACAGACUCACCUUCAACGUUUCUGCUAUAGCAGACAACGAAGUGCUCACUGCGGCGGAAUUGCGCUUAUUUUGGAAGAACCACCAUUCUGUCUCAAAGAGAGACCUCUCAGAUAGGGACGAGGAAGAUUCAGCCAGACAUUCUGAGCGAAGUCACAUGCACAGGGUCAAUGUGUACCAAAUCCUUAAACCCCUGCCGAAGAGUAAAGAUGUCAUUAAGCGACUCAUUGACACCAAAGUGGUGGAUAUUCGUAACGCAAGCUGGCAGUCUUUUGACGUUCGACCGGCUUUAAAAGACUGGAGAAGAUCGCACCGUGCCAACCACGGGAUCGAGGUGGAAGUUCUCGACCACAGAGGUCGGCCAAUUACCGCGCAUAGGAACUUGAGAAUUGCGCGUUCCGUCAGCGACCACGAAGAGCCUGAGGACGAGACGUGGUUCGAAGAACGGCCUCUUAUCGUAACAUACACAGACGAUGGCAGGCGAAAGCGUGCGGCGACUUCCAAGCGCUCCAGCCGACAACGGAGCGGCAAGAGAAAAAGGAAGUUGAAGCCGAAUUGCCGUCGCCACCCCUUGUACGUGGACUUCACUGACGUGGGCUGGAACAGUUGGAUCGUAGCACCAGCAGGUUACCAGGCAUUCUACUGCCAAGGUGAAUGCCCGUUCCCGCUGGUGGAUCACCUCAAUGCUACAAACCAUGCAAUAGUGCAGACAUUAGUGAACUCGGCUAGUCCCCAGCUAGCACCCAAGGCGUGCUGUGUACCCACAGAUUUGAGUGCAAUAAGCAUGCUUUACCUGGAUGACUCGGAUUCAGUCAUUCUCAGGAACUAUCAGGACAUGGUAGUUGAAGGCUGUGGUUGCCGAUAAAUAGAGUUUUUUUUAUAUUAUAAACCUGAAGAAAUCUCACAUUUUUAUUGUUUGAUAAGCAGAAGGUGAGGUUUCCCCAGGUGUAUAGUUUUAAGUGUAUUAUACUUGUCGAUAUGUUUAAUAUCUAACAUGAUGUAUAAAGUUAUUUAUAUUUCACAGUUCAUAUGCCUUAUAUUCUAUUAAGUGCAGCUCGUUCGCAAGCCCCAGAGCUAAAUACAAAUAUGUCGUGCAUAAAGAUAACUUUUAUGGUACACAAAACAACAUACUUGUAAAUAACUCUAAAGCUGCAUGCAUCUUUGUUCAAGUAGUUUGUGGCAUUUUGAUGAACACGUGCUCUGAAGGUACAUGCACAACGGAUUCACUCGUUGUUCAUGUUUAAUGUUUUGGCUAUGGAUCCUACCUUGAAUUCACAAGCUUUCUCAAAUCGUGCCGUCUUGCCGGUGAUCUAAAAUGAUGUUUUGCUAAAAAAAUGUGAGAACGGUACGCCAGCAUGCGUAGGAUUGGUUGCUCAAUGCCUGCAGUCAAGUGGAGGUUUCAUAUCUCUGUCAUUUUUAAUGAAGAAGUGAUAUGUAUGACAUGGGAAGCGGCGUGCGUGUCUCCCAACAUCGACAGCGUGUGCUUAUUAUCUUAAGCAGUGCUAUGCAAGGCAUCAAAUGUUGCUUACCUUCUGGUUAUAAUCUAUCUCGACAUUUUUUUUUGUGAAGUGGAAGGUACACCUAUGCAAAAUAGUUUUUAUGAAUUUAAUUGGGAAAUAAUGCAAACUUUUUACGAUUGUCUUCCUCAAUUUGUCCUCUUCCAAAUGCACAUUUGCUUGACGAAAACAUGGUGCUUGAAAAGCCUGAGACUUGUUUACAUGUUUGAGCACAAAUGCAUAGUUGAUAUUAACUACUGUUUCUUGUUUGUAGGAUGAAAUGAAAUAUGGUCCUCAAAUGACACAUAUUUCAGCACGACCACUUCCGGGUUUUAAUCAAUACAUUUAUGUCAAUGUCACACACUGGUUCCUUUUCUAUUUUCAGAUUUGCUUCAUUUCAAGCAAUAACAUCCGUUUAACUAUAGCAUCAUGAGACUUAUAGGAAGUCUGUGCUUUUUUGUUGGAGUAACCUUUACCAGGAAUUUAUUUGGAAUAUUUAUUAACAACACCCAUUCUGUAUAUUUCUGUACAUGUGCAUGAUGGGGAAGUAGGGUCAUGUAACUUUGAUGGUUAUUUGGUGACAAACUUCUCAUGUCAGCGUAUACAUGUGCACAGUACUUUGCUUGCGAUCUUAUGUCCAACUUGCUUAAAGUCGAACAGUCAAACUGGUAAAACAAGUACCUGAUAUAACUGUCUUUGGGAAAACCGCCCGAUAUUUCUAAAAAGGAAUUUUAAUGAACAUCCUUCAGUCACAAGGCGGGUAAACCUGCGACUAAACAGGGUGUCCACAAAGUUUAGGAAGUAAUGUUGUCAAAAGGAGAAAUAUGGCCUUAAUUUGUACGCGAAAAAACUUGUCGCACGCGUUAGAAUUUUUUGUAAAAAACAUAAUCACUCUCUUCACGAUCAAUUUUGCUUGGUGGAGCACCGACAACUUUGUAGUGGCCACUGAUUUUUUUUCAUUUGGAUUCUUGGUAUUUGCUGUUAAUAAAUUGUGUAGGUCAUGUAACAUUGAAAUGUGCACGUGUUUCUCCAUAAAGUGUAUUCGAUUUUAUUUAUUAGAAGAAUGCGACGAUGAUGUUCCUCACGAAUUGGUUUAGCAUGUAUCCUACUGUUAUUUUAUUGCAUUUGAAUACAUUAUUUUUUAAUUUAUAUUAUUUAAUGUAAAGUUACGGCAUAGAUUUGGCCCGUAUUUUAAAGAAAGGGCAUGCUUUUUGUACAUAGUCAUCUGUGCUUUUUAUGUACCAUAAAAAAACUUGUAUAAGCUGGUAUAAUGUUAUCAAUAUAUAUUAGCAUUUGUAACAAGUUAUCCAUAUAGUGGAGAACAAAACAUUGUCAUGAAACAUUAUAAAUCACAUCUUUCUUCGUUAAGUUUUUUGGGGUUGGCAUUAAAUUAAAUGUAUUUUUCUAAACCGCCAUAAGCAGGGAACAGUAAUACUUUUAGGCCUAGGCCUAACAUAAGUUUGGUAUUGUUGAGUUAUUGUAGAGAACUGUAUUCAAACAACUGUCAGAGACUGAGAAUAAACGAACAACACAUAAAGAAAUUCUGUUCAUAGUAACU